Molecule: messenger RNA, 1380 nt
Organism: Cucurbitaria berberidis CBS 394.84
Lineage: Eukaryota; Fungi; Ascomycota; Dothideomycetes; Pleosporales; Cucurbitariaceae
Product: 6-phosphogluconolactonase
Exons: 1
Coding region: 384-1172 (262 amino acids)
Biological process (GO): carbohydrate metabolic process; pentose-phosphate shunt
Molecular function (GO): 6-phosphogluconolactonase activity
Source: RefSeq, a predicted model, not a curated record
CCUCAUCCUUACUUCCCUUGAAGGUCCUGGGUGGCUUUGUCAAAUACUUCAUUCAAUGGUUAGCACCGCGCAAAACGCGGGACGCCGCGAUAUGACAUCUGCAGAAAGAUGCUGCAUGACUGGCUCGAAUCGACCGAUCUUGAGGCCCGACCAGGCAUUUCAUAGGUAGCCUUGCCGCUAUCACUUCACUUUCCGCACUGCCCUGCUACUAUCGUGCAAAAUAACAACGUCGUCACGUCACUAUCGUGGGCUCCUUAACUGGCCCCCAUUCAAAUAACGCCACGCAGCCCCACCAUCGCAGCUUGCCUUAACCACCCCACCAUCGCCUCUACCCUUUUACCUCACCUCACCGCACAUCGCAACGCAACGCGCACACCGUAAUCAUGGGCAAGCCUCCGAACCUAUACGCCUUCCAGAGCGUCGACGAGCUCGCGCCGAGCCUCCGCACCUAUGUUCUCGACGCGCAGAACAACGCUCUUGAGCGCCACCACGCUUUCCGCAUCGCAAUCUCUGGCGGAUCCUUGCCCAAGACCCUUGCGCAAGCACUCCUCAAAGAGACGAAUGGCGACGGCAAAGUUCAGUUCGACAAGUGGGAGAUCUUCUACGCUGACGAGCGCGUCGUCCCCUUGGAUCACGAAGACAGCAAUCACAAGUUGGUCAAGGAGGAGCUGCUAGACAAGAUACCGGCCGAGCUAGGGACACCCAAGGUCCACCCUAUCGACGUAAAAUAUCUCGACGAUGUACAAGAGCUGGCCGACCAGUAUGAGAAGACGCUGGUUAGCGUUUUUGCAGCGAGGGACAGUGUAAAGCUGCCCCUGUUCGAUCUCCUCCUGCUUGGAUGUGGACCAGACGGCCACACCUGCAGUCUGUUCCCCGGUUCCGAUCUCCUGCGCGAAACCGAAGCUUGGGUGCUCCCCAUUUCCGACUCACCAAAGCCCCCACCAAAGCGCAUUACCAUCUCUCUACCCGUCGCGCAACAUGGACUCAAGAUUGCCUUUGUCGCGACUGGCGGUGGGAAGAAGGAUGUCAUGAGGCAAAUCUUCGAUACCGAUGAAGGGCAGCAAUUGCCGUGUGGAUUAGUGAACUUGAAGGGUGCAGAACGCGUCAGUUGGUUCGUCGAUUACGCAGCGAUCGAGGGCGUUUCGUUUCCAGCGCGCCGUGGAAGUCUAUGAGAUACCCAUGCACUGAGCUGGAUUCCCGCUCGACCUCAACCUUCGCAGGUGCCUCAAAAUAGACAGUCGUCUAUUUUUCUUGCUACCUGCAUUAAGUUCGGGUACUUCUUUGUGCUUUCGCGAUGGAUAUCCGGUAUGGAGUUGGAGGACCACUCUCGAAGUAAGCAUCAGCCGUUCACUUAAAAUUAGAUACAAAUAGAUCACGAUC